Messenger RNA from Exophiala aquamarina CBS 119918, 1251 nucleotides. Its product is annotated as beta-lactamase. Lineage: Eukaryota; Fungi; Ascomycota; Eurotiomycetes; Chaetothyriales; Herpotrichiellaceae. The transcript has 4 exons. The coding region runs from base 1 to 1251 and encodes 416 amino acids. The record is from RefSeq and is a predicted model, not a curated record.
AUGGCGACCGAAAUCGACGAGAUUCUCAAACGCUACACCGACCCAGCAACGGGCAGUUUCCAUGGCGUGAGUUUCGUCGCUAUCGAUAGCAAGGGGAACGAUAUCUACCGGCGGUCGUUCGGAUCCAGAACAGUGGACCGGUCUACAGACGAUCCACUGACACUCAAUACUCUGACAUGGAUCGCCAGUCAGACGAAACUGACGGCGUCGGUGUCGGUGAUGCAAUUGGUCGAGAAGGGCCUGGUUGGGCUGGACGACGAUGUGCGAGAGAUCAUACCUGAACUGAAGAAACAAAAGGUUCUCCUUGGCUUUGAGGGCGACGACGACGCCGCCCCGCAUGCUAAUCCAAUCGGUAGCCCCAUCUUCGAGGAUGUUAAAGGGAAGAUUACUCUGAGACAUCUACUCAGCCACUCGAAUGGGUUGCCAUAUGACAUCGGCCAUCCACUGAUACUGAAAUACUCAGCCUGGGCGAAGCGAGAGGACAACAUGUUCAGCGGCAAGAUCGAAGGCUCGAUUCACCCUCUUGUGUACCAGCCAGGCACGUCCUGGGCAUAUGGCCCGGGCCUUGACUUGGCUGGGAAAGUGGUUGAGAUUCUCACGGGGAAGGACCUCGACGAGUACGAGCAGGAGAACAUCUGGGGACCGCUCGGGGCAAAAAACACCUCCUUUAGGCCCGUGAAGCACUUUGCGCCAAAUGCUCCGCCUCCAAUGCAGGAGACGGCGUACUGCUCGGAGAACGGCCUGGCGAAAGGCGACUCGCUGUGGAAAUUCGAACCGCGCGAUGCCAUCGGUGGAGCAGGUUUGUACAGCACGCCCAACGACUACAUCAAACUACUUUCGGCGCUCUUGCGCGGCGGCGCACCCUUGCUCAAAAAGGAAUCUGUUGAUAUACUCUUCUCUCCCCAACUGGGUCCUGGGAGCGUCCAGGGGCUCCGCAAGUUCAUCGUUGGCGAUAGCGUCGAGACCAGCUUCUCCCGACUGUGGGCUCCUUCCGAUGAAGAAUACGCCAAUGUGCCGGAAAUCCAGCAUUCCCUGGUUGGUGCACUCAACACUGAGGACAUCCCUGGGCGGAGAAAGAAGGGCACGGUGAACUGGGGUGGCUUGCCGAAUUUGUCGUGGUGGAUUGAUCGUGAGAGCGGCAUUGCUGCCACAGUCUUUACUCAGCUCAUGCCCCCUGGGGAUUCGAAUAGUCGCAAGUUGGGCUUGGAAUUGGAGGAUGCUCUUUACAAAAUCUACAGAGGAACAGCAUAG